CGGCUCUGCUGGCUGCGGCUGCUGCAGCUGGCCGAGACCCGCGCCGAGCUGGCGAUGCUGCUGCCCUCGCUGGACCCCAGGCCUAGAGACUGGUUCCGGAGGGCGCACGAUGGCACGUCGUCGGUGCUGCAGCGUGCAGCGCACUGGGCGCGGCUGGACUCCUCGCAGCUGGCCAGCGCGGGCGUGCUCAGCCGAGGCAAGGUGGAGCUGGCAGCACACACACCGCUCGAACAACUACAUCUGCUCACCGUGGAGAUAUGGACGCGCGGCAUGGAGUCAUUCGCGACGCCUCCAGUGAUACCCGCCGCGGCGAGAGAGGCGGAGGACGAACUAAAACCGGAGGAGGAGGAAGCCGUCGAGGGGGGGCUAGCGCUCACCGUAGGGGGGGUCAGGAGGCCUGACGUCACGCUCUUCAACGGACAGGGCGAGCUGCUGGGCCACAUCUGGUCGGGCGCGGGCUCGGCGCCGACGCCGGUGCUGCGCGCCGUGCUGCCGCGCGCGCACGCCGCGCGCCGCUACGCGCUGCAGGCCGGCGCCGUGCUGCGCGCCACGGGGCGGCGGGCGCUGGCGCUGGCGCAGGACGCGCAGGUAACGGGCUCGGCGCCCACGCCGGUGCUGCGCGCCGUGCUGCCGCGCGCGCACGCCGCGCGCCGCUACGCGCUGCAGGCCGGCGCCGUGCUGCGCGCCACGGGGCGGCGGGCGCUGGCGCUGGCGCAGGACGCGCAGGUAACGGGCUCGGCGCCCACGCCGGUGCUGCGCGCCGUGCUGCCGCGCGCGCACGCCGCGCGCCGCUACGCGCUGCAGGCCGGCGCCGUGCUGCGCGCCACGGGGCGGCGGGCGCUGGCGCUGGCGCAGGACGCGCAGGUAACGGGCUCGGCGCCCACGCCGGUGCUGCGCGCCGUGCUGCCGCGCGCGCACGCCGCGCGCCGCUACGCGCUGCAGGCCGGCGCCGUGCUGCGCGCCACGGGGCGGCGGGCGCUGGCGCUGGCGCAGGACGCGCAGGCGCAAGUGUCCCUCUGGGGUCGCACGGCGCGCGCGGGGCUGGCGCUGCGCGGGGCCGGCGUCGAGACCUGGACCCUGCGCCUGCGCACCAAGUGGGGCGACGUCACGGCGCGAGCGCACGCGGAGAUAGAACCGGAGCUCACUAUCGCAGCGGCGCUAGAUUUCUACGAUAAGCCACAGUUGUGCGUGCAUACCGCAGUUCCUGACUACACCUACAGCCGCAACGUGACGCUGGAGUCCGUGCUGGGCGCCGGUCUGCUGCGCGUGCGCCGCGCGCGGGUGACGUCACGCCGCGCGCCGGGCCGCACGCUCGCGCUCGGCGCGCCCAACGACGCCGCCUGCGCCGCGCUCGGCGCCGACCACCGCGAAUAAACGUGCUACUGACGUGACCUCUAUUCAAAUCUAUAUUCUAGGACCUAGGUGAUGUCCCUCCGCUUCCUAGCUCUAGGUGCGCCUAAUAAUGCAGGUCGGCGCCGGGAACUGGUGUGGGUCGCGUCCCUGGCUCUCGGCGCUCCUAAUGAAAUGGCGUUCUACUCGCGUAACGUCACGAAAUGAGUGACGUCACCGCCUGUCACGGGCCGCACUUGGCGCUCAGCGCGCUGACGUUCGUGACUGAUGUGAGCGUCAGUCGUAGUUGACGUCGCGUCGGAGCCCGUCCCGGCCCGACUUACUCCAUAUAUCAUACAAGAAUAAAUCAAAAUGACUGACAAUAUUUAUACUAAAUCGCGUUCCUCUAUAUCAGUAAAUGGCUGUCGCUGGAUGGUGUCGCUAACGGCUUUUUCAGUUCCAUCCAUCUUGUUAUGCGCUUAAUCCUCUUGUCGGCCCAUCUAGAGACCUGCGUCGGUGACGCCAUUUAACAAUAGACUAAAUAAACUUUCCAAUUUGGACACGACUUAUUAGAGUUAUUGUUAAUUCUCUCCAAAAUAAUUUAAACCAAAGCUUAUGAAUAUAAUAUUGGGUAUAUUUGACACUUUAAGUGUAAAUGUAUUGAGUUCUAAAUUGAGCAGCUUUAUGAACUAUCAAAGAAAAUAAUAUAAGACUGCUGAUCUAUCUGAAAAUUUAGUUUUGAACAAACCUGGGGAUCUAGCCAACAUGACAAUCGUACACCGAUAAAUGCCAAACAAAGAAAACAUGUGAGAUGACAGAUGCUAUGCAAAAUUACAUGAUUCAUUACCUAUUUAUUGUACCUAUUGUAGUUUCGUUUGGUGUCCUGUAUCCACCCAUUGUUAUCUUGGCUAAUCCCCUGGAUAAAUAAAAUAAUUGGCGUUUUCAGGCAGUUAGAGUUAUGUUUUAAACGAAAUAUUUUUUCAAAUUAUAAGUAAGACCCCAAUCGCAAAUUAUCUGUGUCACCUAGGUAUUUUGUGGUGGUUGCUGAAUGCUGAUGCAUGAAUACUUGAAUAGCAUAAGGUGGCCAUUAUUUUCUAGUGAUUCAAAUAAAAUAUUACUUUUAAAUGGUUAAAAACGCUUAUAACAAUACAAAACUAUUACAUUCUAAUAAAUCUACAAUAUCUUUUCUACUUCUACACUUGUUAUUUUAUAUUUUUAAGUAUUUUUACUUUACUGUACACUGAGCUAUCAUAACAUUAAAAUAUAUUUAUAACACCUUUAUAUGUUGUAUGUGUAGUUUAACAUGUUUGAAUGUUCUGAGAUGUAAUUUUCAGCGCUAAUCAAUGAUUCCUGAUGUGAUCGCAGGUGCCUUGUUGUAUGUACAUUUAUUAUGUGUAAGUGUUCUUCUGUUUAUAGUCUACAUUAUUUUUCAAUCGUAUACUUUUUACUAAAUCUUGUAUUUUAUAAAUUUUAUUCGAGUCUCAAAUUAAUUGUAAGUUUACUGAAUGUUGUUGUAAGCUCUCUAUUUAAGAAAAGAAUCAAUAAAUAAUUAUAAUUUUAAAUUUAAA
Messenger RNA from Cydia fagiglandana, 2897 nucleotides. RefSeq lists its product as uncharacterized. NCBI's taxonomy places the organism in Eukaryota, Metazoa, Arthropoda, Insecta, Lepidoptera, Tortricidae. Bases 55 to 1374 code for a protein of 439 amino acids. Gene Ontology annotation, cellular component: endoplasmic reticulum; basolateral plasma membrane; Golgi apparatus. Gene Ontology annotation, biological process: lipoprotein metabolic process. The transcript is spliced from 6 exons. The record is from RefSeq and is a predicted model, not a curated record.